Messenger RNA from Aureococcus anophagefferens, 660 nucleotides. RefSeq lists its product as hypothetical. The annotation marks the transcript as partial. The transcript has a single exon. Lineage: Eukaryota; Pelagophyceae; Pelagomonadales; Pelagomonadaceae. Gene Ontology annotation, cellular component: catalytic step 2 spliceosome. The record is from RefSeq and is a predicted model, not a curated record. Gene Ontology annotation, molecular function: peptidyl-prolyl cis-trans isomerase activity. Gene Ontology annotation, biological process: protein folding; protein peptidyl-prolyl isomerization.
AUGUCGAGCGUCUACCACGUCGAGCCGCCGACGCGCGGCAAGGUCAUCUUCCACACGACGUACGGCGCCAUCGACGUGGAGCUCUGGUCCAAGGAGGCGCCGCGCGCCUGCCGCAACUUCGUGCAGCUGGCGCUCGAGGGCUACUACGACCGCACGUGCUUCCACCGCGUCAUCCCGGGCUUCAUGGCCCAGGGCGGCGACCCGACGGGCACGGGCGAGGGCGGCGACAGCGUCUGGGGCAAGCCGUUCCGCGACGAGACGCACGCGCGGAUCCGCUUCAACCACCGGGGCCAGCUGGCCAUGGCCAACGAGAACCGGCCGGACACGAACCGGGCCCAGUUCUUCUUCACGCUCGACGCGUGCUCCUGGCUCGACGGCAAGCACACGAUCUUCGGCACCGUCGCGGGCAACACGGUCUUCAACCUGCUGCGCAUGGGCGAGGCGGAGAUCGGCGACGGCGACCGGCCGACGGAGGUCAUCGAACUGAAGACCGUGGAGGUGCUCGACAACCCCUUCGACGACGUCGUGCCCCGCGACCUCGCCAAGGGCGAGCGCGAGGCGAAGGAGAAGGCCGAGGCGGCGCGGAAGGCGGCGAAGAAGGCGGCCUCCGUGAAGAAUCUGGGCCUGCUGAGCUUCGGCGAGGAGCAGGAGGCCCAGGAC